Aspergillus brunneoviolaceus CBS 621.78 is the source of this 3039-nucleotide messenger RNA. It is a transcript of the gene chsB, whose product is annotated as chitin synthase class II. The transcript is spliced from 4 exons. The coding region runs from base 1 to 3039 and encodes 1012 amino acids. Gene Ontology annotation, molecular function: chitin synthase activity. NCBI's taxonomy places the organism in Eukaryota, Fungi, Ascomycota, Eurotiomycetes, Eurotiales, Aspergillaceae. Gene Ontology annotation, cellular component: cell septum; cell periphery. The record is from RefSeq and is a predicted model, not a curated record.
AUGCUUUUUGAAAUGUUUUAUAUGAGGCGAACUGUUAACAGGAAUCGCAGAGCGGAACAGCAAGAGCAAUAUGCUCAGAGCCAAUAUCAAUAUGAUCCGGAAGACUCCCCGUCGAGACCUACAUCGAGCCUUCGACACGCGCCUACCAUCCCCCCACCGGUAGCAUCCGCAGCCGAUUUACCGCACUAUGCGACUCGCCCCGGCUCGCCUACGCGCCCUUGGUCCCCAUCCCGUGCACCCAACUGGAGCGGACCACCGGCACCUCCGUCCGUGGUCAGCUCGCAUUAUGAGCGUGCUGACCUCAACGGCAGCCCUAGGCCGGGAACCCCGAGUUCGAGAUAUGGGGGCAGUCCCAGACGUCCGCUUCCCCCAGCGCCACUGUUUGCGCCCCCCGCCGGCUAUGACGCGAGUAUUCCCAUUGGCAACUCAGACGAGGAUGUUUUUGGCGGUGGUGGUGGCGGCCGCAGUACCGACCCCCAAUUUGACAACCGCGCCAGCCUGCAGUCGUUCUUGAGCGAAUCGACGAUUAUCACGGACGAUAAGGAUGGAAUGGCGAAGAUUGACUUGGACGAUGAAUACGACGAACGCGGAGAAUUGGUCGAUCCGAACUUGCAUUACGGCCCACCCCCGGAGAAGCAGAGCCGCCGCGGUGUCCGAGAAGCCCAGAUGUCGAAGAAGGAAGUGCAGCUCAUCAACGGAGAACUCAUUCUGGAGUGUAAAAUCCCGACAAUCCUGCACAGUUUCCUGCCCCGGCGUGACGACCGCGAAUUCACGCACAUGCGGUACACCGCUGUGACUUGCGACCCAGACGACUACAUACAGCGAGGAUAUAAACUCCGUCAACAGAUUGGCACGACUAUGCGGGAGACCGAACUCUUCAUUUGCAUCACCAUGUACAACGAAGAUGAGAUUGGCUUCACUCGCACCAUGCACGGUGUCAUGCGGAACAUCAGCCAUUUCUGUUCACGCUCCAAGUCCCGAACAUGGGGUAAGGAUGGAUGGAAGAAGAUCGUCGUGUGCAUCAUUGCAGACGGACGCAAGAAGGUCCAUCCCCGGACGCUCAAUGCUCUCGCGGCCCUGGGUGUCUACCAGGAGGGCAUUGCCAAGAAUGUGGUCAAUCAGAAGGAGGUCCAAGCCCACGUUUAUGAGUACACAACGCAAGUAUCCCUUGACUCGGAUCUGAAAUUCAAGGGAGCUGAGAAGGGCAUGACGCCUUGUCAGAUUAUCUUUUGUCUCAAGGAGCACAACAAGAAGAAGUUGAACUCCCACCGUUGGUUUUUCAACGCGUUUGGGCGGGCCCUUCAGCCCAAUAUUUGCAUCCUUCUGGACGUUGGAACCCGGCCAGAGUCCACGGCGCUCUACCACUUGUGGAAAGCAUUCGAUCAGGACUCAAAUGUGGCCGGAGCUGCUGGAGAGAUUAAGGCGGGAAAGGGUAAAAACAUGAGAGGUCUCCUCAACCCGCUGGUUGCGAGCCAGAACUUCGAGUACAAGAUGUCCAACAUUCUGGACAAGCCUCUGGAGUCUGUGUUUGGAUACAUCACUGUCCUUCCUGGUGCACUCAGUGCAUACCGAUUCUUUGCUUUGCAGAACGACGCCGACGGCAAUGGGCCUCUGAACCAGUACUUCAAGGGUGAGACAUUGCACGGCAAGGAUGCGGAUGUUUUCACAGCGAAUAUGUACUUGGCUGAGGAUCGUAUUCUCUGCUGGGAGCUGGUGGCCAAGAGGGAAGAGAGAUGGGUUCUGCGAUUCGUGAAAAGUGCUGUUGGUGAAACCGAUGUUCCUGAUACAAUUCCUGAGUUUAUCUCCCAGCGUCGACGAUGGCUGAACGGUGCAUUCUUCGCAGCCGUAUACUCGAUCGUCAAUGGAAGGCAGCUUUGGAAGACGGACCAUUCGCUGGUCCGGAAGAUUCUUCUGCAGAUCGAGAGCUUCUAUCAGUUUAUGCAGCUCCUCUUCACGUACUUCGGCUUGGCGAACUUCUACUUGGUCUUCUACUUUAUUGCUGGAUCGCUCACCGACCAGAAGAUCGACCCCUUUGGACACAACAUCGGGAAGUAUAUCUUCGUUAUCCUACGAUAUGCCUGCAUUCUGGUCAUGGCCCUGCAAUUCAUUAUCUCGAUGGGUAAUCGACCACAAGGUGCCAAAAAGCUCUAUCUGUCGGGCAUCAUUGUCUACGGUAUCAUUAUGUUCUACACGAUCUUUUGCACGCUCUACUUGAUCGUCAUUGAGUUCAUGGCACGGUUUGGUGGAUACACGAAGGUCACUGUUAGUAACGGACUUUUCGUGAAUAUCGUCAUGUCCAUGCUUUCAACUGUGGGCCUUUACUUCUACUCGUCCUUUCUAUACCUGGACCCCUGGCACAUGUUCACCUCCUCCGCGCAGUAUUUUAUCCUUCUGCCUAGCUACAUCUGUACUCUGCAGGUCUACGCCUUUUGCAACACCCAUGAUGUGACCUGGGGUACCAAGGGUGACAACGUGAUGAACACUGACCUCGGAGCCGCACGAACCAUCAAUGGCACUACGGUCGAAAUCGAGAUGCCCUCCGAGCAACUCGACAUCGACAGCGGCUACGACGCCGCCCUGCGGAACCUCCGUGACAGAGUGGAGGUUCCUGAGGCGCCCAUCUCUGAGAGCCAACUGCAGGAAGACUACUACCGCGCCGUGCGAACUUACAUGGUCUCCAUUUGGAUGGUGGCCAACGUCGUUCUCGCCAUGGCAAUCUCGGAGGUCUACGGGCCCGACUCGGGCGGCACGAACAUCUACCUCUCCAUCAUCCUGUGGUCGGUGGUUGUUUUGGCGCUCAUCCGCACCAUCGGAUCCACCACCUACGCUAUCCUCCUGGUGGUGCAGAAGAUCGUCGAAGGCAAGACUAAGUUCGAUGCGGGCAACCUCGCCAACGCGAGUGCAACAGCCAGCUCGUCGGGCCGGACGAACACCACGGCUUAUCGGUACGGUGGAGGCGCGACGAUGAAGGAUAAGUUUUCUGAGGCGGGAUGGACGAUGAAGAGACAGUUGGGGAAGGCGAUGUUCUGGAGGAAGUAG